CGGGCAGCUCCAGCCCAAAGAGGCUGCACCCACAUUCCCUGGCUGCUCUCCAGCCCGCAGGAGCUGAGGCAACAAAGUCCAGUGAGUUGUGAGGGCUGAGUAGAGGCCGCCGAAGGGGAGGCAGCAGCAGGGAGCUGCCGAGAGGAAGGACUGUCCAGCUUCCAGAUGCCAGGCCUCCUGGGAAGCACGACCCUCGCGGGCUUGAUCACAGGCAUUGCCGUGGCUCUUCUGCUGUUGGUGCUGCUGCUGGCCACCUGCCUGUACCACGGACAGCGGGACCAUGACGUGGAGAGGAACCGCCCGGCCGCGAGGAGAAACCGAGUCCGGUGGGCCCAACCUUGGCUCCUCCCGGGCCGGGGCCACCCGGGACACGCUCACUGUUUCCGUCAUCCUGGCCACGUGUCUCACACGCACCACGUGGGCCUCCACCACCAUCGCCUCCACCGACACCUCUACCACCAAGCCCACCACCAAGCCCACCUCCAUGCCCACCGAGGCCACCACUGACGCCUGUGAAUGGCAGCCACUGCCUGCCCUCCCGUGGACCCCCAUGCUCCUGUGCAGAAGGGCGCCUCUCUGUGGUAAACACUGAGCACUGUGCCCUGGGUCCUGCUUGGCUUCUUUUGCAUACCCCCCCCCCCCCCCCCACAGGGUACUAUAAGGAGAGAAGCGAGGAAUACAGGGGUGGCCCUGCACACACUGGAAGGUAACAAGCCCCUCCAAGUCCAGGAAGUCUUGUGCUCACAUCUUUCAGGACAGCUCUUCUUCCAGAAGUCGCCAGCGGAGUUGACCACAGUUCUUGGAAUCCAGACCAGAGGCUUAGAAAACAA
This is a messenger RNA of Herpailurus yagouaroundi (jaguarundi), 830 nucleotides long. RefSeq names its product histidine rich carboxyl terminus 1 (gene HRCT1). The transcript is spliced from 2 exons. The record is from RefSeq and is a predicted model, not a curated record. The coding region runs from base 166 to 507 and encodes 113 amino acids. NCBI's taxonomy places the organism in Eukaryota, Metazoa, Chordata, Mammalia, Carnivora, Felidae.